AAGAAGAGGCAUUUCGGGGCGAGACGCGAGCCGCGAGCCGCGAGCCGCUUCGCUUUGUCAUGCAAAGAUUCCUUUCGCUUUCGCUUUCCGGCGUUCGAUUCGAGGACAGAAUUGGAUAGAGCCCGGGAGAGAGGAGGAAGAGAUAAUGGCACGAUAGCGCGAGGAGCCGUCGAGAGAGGACGAGGACGAGGCGUCAAUGCCAGCGACUAGAGCGGAGAAGAGCGACAGUGCCAACGCGUCGUCGGAUACUCGGUGCGGGUGCGGAAUCAAGCCGAUCAGGCCGUUCGACGAUGCCCGGCUCGACUUGGGCUCCCGACUCGGCGAGACGCUCGAGCGCUUCGCUCGCUCGAGAACGGAACGAGGAGCGGGCGCGAGAGCCCGAGGUCGGCUACCGCGGCGCGGACGACGCGGACGGCAGUUGACGCGCUCGUCGGUGCCCGAUUCGGCGCGGUUCGAGAAGGAGGAGGUUAUUAUCUCGAGAUAGAGGCUGCUAGAACGAAUUGGCGAAAAAGAUAAAGGAGGCAGCGACGUCGGAGGCAGCGGGCCGGCUAAAGGUUGUGAAUGCGUUGCAAGGGGAAAGUACGUUGCCGCCGUCGUCGUCGUCGCCGUCGUCGCCGUCGUCGUCGUCGCGGUCGCGGUCGCAGCUGCGGCGGCGGUUGUGGGUGUUGCGGUGCCGAGGAAACGUCAACGAUAGCGAUGCUCGACGAGUAGGAGCGUCGCGUCGCGUCGCGUCGCGCGUCGAAGGAGCCGAGAGCCGAGCAGCGCCAUGUCGUCGACGGGCGACGACGAGGCCCGGACGUUCCUCCCGCGUCCCAGCGAGAAGCGGAGGAGAAGCGGCCAAGCGAGAUAGAGGAGCUCUCUCCCUCGGAGGCGCGUCGCUGCCGAGGCCGGUCCGCGGCCGGCCGGCCUAGACGGGCCCUUGGACCGGCCCUCGCCUCGCUCCUGGAAAAUGAACUCCAUGCUAUAUACUCUCUACGUGAUCGCGAUAUUCUUCAUGGUGUUUUGGUCGGGCAUGUGGGUCGUGCACAUGCUGGCGUUGAUCGCCGGCCGCUGGAAGCUGCAUCGCAAGACGACGCAACCGCCGAGCUACGAGACGCCGUUGCCGGGGGUCUCCGUGAUAAAGCCCCUGAUGGGGGUCGACCCGAAUCUCUUCGGCAACCUCGAGACCUUCUUCACGAUGGAGUACCCGCGGUACGAGCUCCUGUUCUGCGUCGAGGACGACUCGGAUCCCGUGCUGAUGCUGGUGCGCAAGCUCAUGGAGAAGUACCCGGAGACCGACGCCAAGCUCUUCGUCGGCGGCUGCAACGUCGGGGUGAAUCCCAAGAUCAACAAUAUGCAGCCGGCGUACGAGGCCGCCAAGCACGAGCUCGUCCUCAUCAGCGACAGCGGCAUACGCAUGAAGGAGGACACUCUCCUGGACAUGGUGAAUCACAUGACGGACAAGGUGGCCCUGGUCCACCAGAUGCCCUUCACCUGCGACCGCGAGGGCUUCGCCGCCGCGUACGAGAAGAUCUUCUUCGGGACGGUGCAGUCCCGGAUGUACCUCGCCGCGGACCUGCUCAGGAUAAACUGCCACACCGGCAUGUCGGCCCUCCUGAGAAAGUGCAUCCUCGACGAGGUCGGGGGCCUGAAGGCGUUCGGCAUCUACCUCGCCGAGGACUUUUUCUACGCCAAGUCGCUGACGGAUCGCGGCUGGCUCAUCACCGUCUCCUCGCAGCCGGCUCUGCAGAACAGCGGCCACUGCGAGGUCACGUCCUUCCAAGCGAGACUGCGACGAUGGGCCAAGCUGCGGGUGGCGAUGCUACCCACCACCAUCGUCUUCGAGCCGCUCAGCGAGUGCCUCGUCCUGGGCGCCUUCGCUUCCUGGGCGGCCAGCGUCCUCUUCGACUGGGACUCCCUAGUUUUUUAUCUGGUGCACAUACUCUUGUGGUUCAUGUUCGACUGGACGCUCCUGUGCGUCGUGCAAAACGGUCCGUUGCCCUUCGACAAACUCGAGUUUGUGUGCGGUUGGUGGCUCAGCGAGAUUACGAGACCCUAUCUGUUCCUCCAGGCUGUUUUGGAUCCUCUCAUACAGUGGCGCUCGCGCGUUUAUAGGCUCAAAUGGGGCGGCGUCGCCGAGGAGGUUAAGGCGAAAGUCAAAUAUUAACGCUCGGUCUGUGCGCGCUCCGAAUCGGUGCAUCCCCCAGGGUGCACCGAUCGAAUCAAAGCGACAUUAGCGGAGGCGAAAACCGGAGGCGAGCCUCUCGCGGCCGAUCGAUUCCUCUACGAGGUAUAAUUCCAGUCGUCGCGAUCGAAAAAGACAUUUGCAACCUCGAUCCAAGAAUAACGCUUUGUGUCGCGUCAAAUGAAAUUUAUAUUUUUAUUUGCGACUUUUACCCAAAUAUAUUGGUAGCUUAAGGGCUCUGGCUCCGAACAAGCAAAAUUCUCACGAACGCGCUUUAAACUUUUCGCGCGAACCGGGUUCUCAGCGGGUCCAAUUUUAUCGUAAAAAUUGCUUCCUCUUUCCAUCUAUUACAUCAGACGGAACUGUCAAAAAAUGUCGAACGAAUCGUAUAGAUUCUGCCUCGCUGCUAAAUCUUAUAUACAAAUUUAAAUGUUGCGUCCGUGGUUCGAUCGAGAUCGAUAGUCUAACGCGAAAACAACCGAUCGAAACCUUUUACAUGAUCGCUCUCGCGAAAUAAGUAACGCUUUGCAAGCCCUGCAACUUAAUAAGCGCAAGAAGUAAGACUCGUAAAAAAUAACAUCCGCACAACAUUUUGACAGCGCGAGUUGUUUAUAAACAAUCUCUCGACAACGUUUCGGCCUCGACUUCAACACCGUCCGAAUAUCGCGAUAUCGAAUUCAAGGACGCAACAAUAUUACGAGAAGAAAGAUUGGCAUAAAAAAAAAUGAUAUUACGUCAAAAGGAAUAAGGAGCCGAAAAUUUUAUUCGCGCAAAGUUGAUCGAAUCGAUCUGUACGCGAUACAAUGACUCGUCGAUAUAGCCAACGAGAGAAACAUUUGACGCGUUUAUUAUUUCCAUCGAAUUUCCGUUAUUCAACAUCACGGUAUGGAAUGUAUGAGAUUUUUUUCCUGUCCGCGAACAUGUAUUAUUUAUUUGUAAUAAUUUUGAUAGAUACGUAAAACUAGUCGAGAUUUAAGUGUACAGGUCGGCGGUAUCGUACGGCAUUCGCGUCUUUCCACGUGCGUCGCAUUCUAUGUAUGAUUAAAAUGUAUCGAAAUUGCGCGAAUAUAUUAUAUGUUGUCGUUGCAUUACAUAAAUUAUGAUUGAAAGAUUGUAAAGAUAAAUAAAUUGCCAGAAAUCCAAUGGCGUGAUUUUUCGACAAUUGGAGAUAAGCAUUCUCGCACUCUCAUCCCGGCUGUACAAUUUAAAUUUCAUUGAGCAAAUGUGCGCGUCUGUAUGUGUGCGUGUAAACGUAUAUACGACUGCUGUAUAUGUAGACACAUGUAUUUUUGUCGCAUCUACUUAUUUCUCAAUUUUCUCGCAGUCUUGCAAAAUUGUUAGACCUAGAAACUCGGUAAAGUCUCUCCCGUGUAUGCAUCUACGAUAACGAGAUUACGCAAUACAUUGGUUAUCGCUGAUUUACUAAAACUGUACUUACACUGUACUUAACGUUAGAUACACCAAUGUUUUUGUAUAUAGCAUCAAUUGUCCGGGCACCGAUAAUCCAAAUAUCGAUUCCUUCCUUCGACGGACGUGCGAGUACGUGUGUGCGUAUAUGUGUAUAUACACCGAAUGUAAACCGAAACUCUUAAUUUACGUUCGAAUCAUCCCUACAAUUUUUUUUGUUACGAGAAACGUUUUCUUUCUCUCUCUCUUCUCUUCUUUUUCACUUGGAAAAAAAUUACUUGAUUGGGUUGGAUAAUCUCGAUGGUAGAUUUUUUUUUCUCGUUUCCAAUUUAUCCCCAUAAUCGAUGUUUUUUUUUUUUUUCAUACUUGCGACGCAAUUAUUUGAUUUCUGGAAACGAGGCUUCCAUAACGUAAAAUGCAGAUCUGUCAAAUAAGCGACAUUCAACAUUUUGAAAUUCGAAUAACGCACACUUAGAACGAUAAGGCGACCCCCGACUUAAUCUCUCAAAUUUGUAAACAAAUACUAUUACUAAAAUUCCAUAAAUAGUAGUUAGACUAUCUCCGUAUACGUUAUUACGAAGCUUUCAGAUAAAGCAGAAGCAAUAAAUUAUUAACGAUGAAUUAAUUGAUUCGAUAUCUUAUAAUCAGAUUUUAUUUAUUUCAUUAUAUCGAUAAUUUUCUGUUAGUUUCUCAUUUGUAUAAAAGAUAAUGUACUUAUAUAAAUGAUAAUGUAAUUAUUAUUAUUAUUAUUUCGAAUAUACGAUACAUUAUGGAAAUUUGUUUCCUUGUUUCAAAGUCAAAGGUUGCUCAUAUACACUCCAAAUAGAAUGAUUACGCGAAUUUUAACGUUUCUUUUUUUCCCAACUUUUCGAUGUAAUCAUCAUAGUGCAGGAUGAUGUCCAAUUAAUGUAAUUAUCGAGCUAAUUCGACUAUUAUUUAUUUCAUACAUUUCAUACAUUCGUAAAUUGAUAGAAAUAUCUACGUUAUUUUUUUUCAAUGAUUCUCCGAAUGCAAAUAUGUGAUAUUAAAUGGAAAAAUUUGCUUUUCUCGCAGCGAUACAACUAGAAUAUAAAUUUUCUCAUUGGCUAAAAAAUGCGUCCCACGAGAGUUGUUAAAAAAAUUAAAAUAUCACAACGCACAUACAAUUGACGUAUAUCAUUUCGCGGUACAAGUUUAGCUAGCACAUCAUUGCGUGCGUGCGUGCGUGCGUGCGUGUCAAGUAUGUAUGCGUGUUUGCGUAUGAAAAAAUUUCCGAGAGAUCCUCUCGUAUAAAUUGACCUUAUUCCAGAAAAUUUAUUCUGAGAGAUGUAAAAUUCGUGAAGGAUAUAAAUAAAAGAUUUCGUUUUA
Camponotus floridanus (Florida carpenter ant) is the source of this 4918-nucleotide messenger RNA. It is a transcript of the gene GlcT, whose product is annotated as ceramide glucosyltransferase. Gene Ontology annotation, molecular function: ceramide glucosyltransferase activity. Gene Ontology annotation, biological process: glucosylceramide biosynthetic process. The transcript has a single exon. The record is from RefSeq and is a predicted model, not a curated record. Lineage: Eukaryota; Metazoa; Arthropoda; Insecta; Hymenoptera; Formicidae. Gene Ontology annotation, cellular component: membrane. The coding region runs from base 950 to 2146 and encodes 398 amino acids.